CUCAGCUAUGGAGAACGACACGGAUUACCAGUUGAUGCUACUGGAAAAAUAUUCCGAUAUUUCUCUGAGCAGCUCAGUACUUAUUGUCAUUGGUGCUGUAAUCGGGAUAAUAGGAAACCUAACCAUCAUCGUUUUUUACUUUUUCCGAAUUAAAGAGAGAGGAGAGCGUUACUUUAUACCGUUACUGGCUAUUGUUGACCUUGUGGCGUGUUUUACAAGCCCCCCUUUCUAUAUCAUGGACAACACCUUCUUCUACAAUUACCCGAGUGAUACUGCUUGUAGAAUUCUCUCGUUUCUGCAGAUGUGUGUUCCUGGAGCAUCAGCACAUAUACUUCUCGUCAUAUCUAUACAAAGGUACCUUCUGGUAUGCAAGCCAUUCGGCCCUAAAAUGACGUUACUGUGGAAAAAGGUUUUCUUUGGAAUGGCAUGCGGUUUUGCUGUAGCAUAUUCUGUCCCGUUGUUAGGAACUUCUGGAGUUUUAAAGACGGUUGAUAAGUUUAUGAAUCACAAUGUUACUACAGAAAUAUGUAAAUUUUCCGUUGACAACUCACCAGUAAUAACCGUGUAUUUUGGACUUUUGGCUCUUAUAAUGCUGGCAAACAUUGCAAUAACAGCUGGACUGUAUGUGCCUGUUUUGAGACAAGUGAAGCUUUCUUUUCGUCGGAAAUUAAAAAUGACAAGCACUCAAAAUGAAAUUAAUUUUCAUUCCCAUACCGAGUCUUCACAUACAACACAAUCAACUGAAAUUGAACUUGAAAAAGAAAAUUAUGGAAAAGAUUGCACUGAAUUACAAGAGGUUCAUCCAUCAACGAAAGAAAACAAAUCAAACACUCAUGAACACGUUAGAAAAACUUCUAAGGAAAAAUCCAACGAAAAUACAAAAGAGGAAAUCAAAGUUCAAAACCAUGAGGGUGCAGUGGAAAGCAAGCAUGCGCGCCCAAAAGAAGGAUCCGUGCAGAGAAGAAUCACAGUCAUGUUUCUUGUCAUAAUAAUUGCUUAUGUUCUGUCUUACAUUCCACCGCUAGCCAUUUUAAUUCUUUCAUAUGCUAUUGAGGAUUUUAAUUUUAUCACUCUGUCAGAAUCGGAGACAGUAGCCUGGCUUUAUCUGGCACGAUUUGUUUUUCUGAAUCAUAUUGUGAAUCCCUUUAUCUAUGGCUACUUUGAUACAAAAUUUAGGGACCAAUUACAGAUAUGUUUCAAGAAGUGUAAAAGAAAAACGUUUCUUAUUAAGUGAUUUAAUACUCACAUAAAAGAUUAAAACAUAAUUAUGUGGAUGUGAAAGCAAAUGUUUGUUCAGAGCAUUUGGGCGGUUACAAAGUAACCUAAAUUGCUAAAUAAGGUAAACAGAUGAGGACACUGUUUUCUGCAUGAGGUAACUUUAAAUUACACCUAAACCUAUGUUGUGAAUAUUCAAGUUAAAAUGCCUUAAAACCUCUUCUGAUGAAUUCAAGUGUUUUGUUUCUACGCAGCGAGGAUUGUACAAAGUUAAUUGCAUAAG
Messenger RNA from Saccostrea echinata, 1498 nucleotides. RefSeq names its product cholecystokinin receptor type A-like. The record is from RefSeq and is a predicted model, not a curated record. Gene Ontology annotation, molecular function: G protein-coupled peptide receptor activity. Lineage: Eukaryota; Metazoa; Mollusca; Bivalvia; Ostreida; Ostreidae. Bases 8 to 1234 code for a protein of 408 amino acids. Gene Ontology annotation, biological process: neuropeptide signaling pathway. Gene Ontology annotation, cellular component: membrane. The transcript has a single exon.